Cyprinus carpio (common carp) is the source of this 4532-nucleotide messenger RNA. RefSeq names its product transcriptional regulator protein Pur-beta. Gene Ontology annotation, biological process: regulation of transcription by RNA polymerase II. The record is from RefSeq and is a predicted model, not a curated record. Gene Ontology annotation, cellular component: nucleus. Gene Ontology annotation, molecular function: RNA polymerase II transcription regulatory region sequence-specific DNA binding; DNA-binding transcription factor activity, RNA polymerase II-specific; purine-rich negative regulatory element binding. Lineage: Eukaryota; Metazoa; Chordata; Actinopteri; Cypriniformes; Cyprinidae.
AGGAGGAAAUGUCUCUGACCAAUGGAGCCCGAGCGCACCUCCCUCACGCCCCGAAUGACAAGCGCGCAGACCUAUUAGUGACCCCGCGAGCGCACGCCGCUUGUUAUUGGCAGAUGUGAGACCAAUGCUGUGGUGCUGUGCCGUGCGUCGUGCGUGCAGGAGAAGGGCAGAGAGGAGCGUUUCUCUGAGGGAGAAGUUGGAUGGAGGUGCUGAAGAUGGCGGAUGGAGACAGCGGGAGCGAGCGCGGGGGCCUCCAGCACGUCCAGCGGGAGCAGGAGACCCAGGAGCUGGCGUCCAAGCGCCUGGACAUCCAGAACAAGCGCUUCUACUUGGACGUCAAGCAAAACGCGAAGGGCCGCUUCAUUAAGAUAGCGGAGGUGGGCGCCGGGGGCUCCAAGAGCCGCCUGACUCUUUCCAUGUCCGUGGCGGCCGAGUUCCGCGACUACCUCGGGGAUUUCAUCGAGCACUACGCCCAGCUGGGUCCGAGCAGCCCGGAGCAGAUCGCACAGUCGUCAGGCGGCGAGGACGGCGCCCCGCGGCGGGCGCUGAAGAGCGAGUUCUUGGUGCGUGAGAGGGGAGGGUAAUACCUCGACUUGAAGGAGAACCAGCGCGGGAGGUUCCUGCGCAUCCGCCAGACCCUCAACCGAGGUCCCGGCUUCGGCGUCGGCGGAGGGGGCGGUCCCGGGGGCAACGUGCAGGCCGGCCAAACCAUCGCGCUGCCGGCUCAGGGCUUGAUCGAGUUCCGAGACGCUCUGGCAAAGCUCAUCGACGACUACGGCGGGGAGGACGAGGAGCUUAGCGGGGGGCCCGGGGCCGCGGUGGCCUACGGCGAUCUCCCAGAGGGCACCUCCAUCAUGGUGGACUCCAAGAGGUUCUUUUUCGACGUCGGCUCCAACAAGUACGGCGUGUUCCUGAGGGUCAGCGAGGUCAAGCCCAGUUACAGGAACUCCAUCACAAUCCCCUUCAAGGCCUGGGGGAAGUUCGGAGGAGCCUUCUGCCGCUACGCCGAGGAGAUGAAGGAGAUCCAGGAGAAACACCGGGAUAAGGUGUACGAGAGGAGAGAAGAGUCCGAGGGCGAGGUGGUGGACGACGACUGACCCCAGGAGAUGACCGGACGUGUGAAACAAUAAGUGCAUGAACUGAACUCAAAUAGCCUACUAAAAUAUUCAUCAGACAGAAAAAAUAGAUCUGUGAAAUAUCUAUGUGGUGAGGUUUAGGGGAGGGGGAGGCGGGUCGACUAUAUUGAAGCCAUGGGGCGAAGGAUGUCUCGUGGGUUUUGAUUUAUUUCUGAUGCUGCCCUGUCCUGUGAAACCAGCGAGUUUAAUUGUCUUAGUUAGCAAUUAAACCUUUGUUACAUCAGCGCCAAGGCUGCUGAAUUAUGAUAAAACCAGGCUAUAAGGGUGCAUACUGUCCAACAUAUUUUUAGAGGAGAUACAUUUAUAUAUACAGUAUACAUAUAUUGCGUCACUGGCCAUGGUGUGUUUUCUACCAACGCAGCAUGAGUCUUUCUAAACGUACAUCAGAAGUUGUGUUCUCAGAUGAUUUUUUCCCUUUUAUAGACAGAUGUUCCCUAAGUUAUUAUUUUAGGCUUUUUGUUCUCACAUCAGCAUGAUUUUUAUGAUUUGGCCAAUUUGAUUGAGCAUUGAAAUGUUUUAAAUUAAGAUUUGGAGCAUGAUUUGACCCCUGAUUUUGUGUUUGUGUGUCUCAGCUGUUCAUGGCGAGACUUUUUAAAGUCAUAAUCUGACUUCAUUACAGGCAUUAAUGAUGAAAAUGGUUGCUUUAUGCACAUCAUUCCACUAUGGACCGGUGGGGCAUUUUGGUUUCGGGGUCAACACACAGAAAGCUUUGUUUUUUCAGACUUGGGUCCAAGUGCCCUCUGAAUAUUUAAGGAUAGAUUGCUUAAGUCAACACACAUGUGAUAUUAGUUAAUAUAAAAGAAAAGCGCUACAUGGGCGAGUGUAUUUUCACCCCAUCCCCUUUUGCGUUGUCUUUUUUUUAAUGUGAGAUUCUUCUUUUUCAGAGAAUACGUAAACAAACCAGCAUAUUUUUGAAUACGCAAAGUAAAAAUUAUAUAUAAACUAAAGAAUUAUUAAAGCUCAAGAAGCUAAUUUUGUAAAAAAAAAAAGAUAAAUAAGCUGGGAUUGGAAGACUGUCCAGUGUAUUUUUUUUGUGGAAGACUAUAAUAUACAUGAGAUUAGCGAAAACGUCACCCUCCCAAGCUCCUCCCACAACCUUUUUGAGUUUACAGCAUGCACUUCGUUACGUUUUCUUUCUUCGCGAUUAAUAUCAAACGUCUUUUCGGUGGUCUCCAUUUCUGUGCAUGCCCGUCCCUCAUUUGCCUUUUUAUUUAAAUUAUUGCUUUCUCUUGCGUAGUAUCUGCAGCUAUAUUAAUGCGAUAUUUUUGUUUAGCCUUUCACCAAAAAUAUUACUAAAAUAACCAAGUAGACCAGUAGGUUAUGAUGGAGAAAGAUUGUUAACUUUAAACACAUUUCAUCCAUGCACUUUAGUAAAAACACAAAAUUCGAUAUGCUUGCAUCCACGGAGAAGAAUUGAAGAAAUUUUUUUUGUAACAUUUUUUUUGGGGAGCAACAGUGUUUUGUGCUGAUUUGCAAGGCCUCCUUUGACCUAUUUUGUGUUAAAUGGCAGCUGUUGAAGUCAUGUGUACUGCUGUGAUCUUUCCUAAAAUGCAAGACAGACGAAUUGCAUCCUAUGUUAUGAAAUGAUUUAUUAUCUGUUGGCUGCAGAAUUGUUAAUGGAUGCCAAUCUCUGCACUCGUUUUCUGUACUUCCACGAUUGCAGCAGCUGUUUCUCCUCAACAGCUCGCUGACUUAGCAGGCUGGUUAUUUUAAUGCUAGAAGCAUGAAGAGGGUGAACAUUCCUGCCCUGGUGGCCAUGGAUUCAGCUGUGCCAUUUGCUCUGUAGUGUGGCGAGGCACAAGGGCCCGAUUGUUGAGCCGAUUGCAUGCUACUGCAAAUGUUAUUACAUCAGCAGACUGCAUCCGCUACACGUGAUGGUGGGCCGCUGAAGCUGUAGGGUAGAGAAAAACCUGUCAUUUGGCAUUGUAGCAUGCAGCAUAGAGCGUUUUCUGCGUAACCUUAAAAAAAACAGGCCCUUGAUUUGGCAGCCGAGCCUGAACGGCAAUAGAAAGCGUGACACAGCAGCUGUUGGCAGGACAUUCUUGCGUUUCCCCCCCGCUUGCCCCCCUCCUCAGCUGCUGUUCGGGUUGCUCCGCUAAACUGAGUAUUUGUAGAUGGGAGGCACCAUUCGGGACUCAAGGGAGGCUGAGUUGGCUUUACAACACGACUCGUUGUUCAAGCUCGCUUUAGGAAGGAGAAUUGCUAUGUUUCUAGCACUUUGUGGUUACGCUGGCGUGUCUAAAUCUGCAGCAUUUGUUGAUCAAGUGUGCAUUCAUUUUGACUGUAGGACCCAUCAGUACUAUUAGUGAAGUGAAUGUGUCAUGUUGAAGAACUCAGAUCACUGACAAAUUGUUUCAAAAAUGCAAAUGACAACAAAAAGCCAUUUCAAAAGCCGUUUUUCUUCACUUUGAAGGGGUAUAGAUGCAUUAAAACACUCUAGGCUGCUAAUUUUCAAAGUGAAGUUGAAUAUCGCAGCACUUUUUUUUUUUUUUUCCGUUUAACCUGUCCAUUUGAAAUAUGAAAUUGGGCACAAAUCUCUCCAGAACACCAUAAAUGGACUUUCUUUCGACUGAACUUGGCUGUGUUUAUUUCAUAUGUAUUAUAUAUAAAUAUAUAUGUGAGAAUAUGUGCUGUAAAAGUUUGUUUUGUUUCCGCCUUAAUGUCACAGAAAAAAAAAUUAAAAAUCACAUCAGGGACAGGAAGCAAUACUCAUUCAGAAGUUAAUUUCCUGUCGGGCUCGUCGCCCACUCUUACAAUUGGCCGAUUUGUCUUCCUGUUUCCUGAGGUUGGGAUUUGUGCAAAGUUCUGUGGGGCAUCCGCAUACUUUUUGAAUGAACAAUACCUCUGUACUACUGUACGAAAGAUUGGAAAACCUCUGACUGAAUGUUCUGUUAUUCCAGGUGACUCACCCGAGCUCUUAACAGCAUCCAUGUGUCAACCACGUUUUACCUGAUCAUACGCACAAGAGCAGCAAUUCAUAGAACAAUCAAAGCUAUUUUUCCAAUAUCUUAUGUGUUCAGCAGAGAUUUUAACAUCUGAAUGCCCUCAUCUGGUUUAAACUCAGGUUCUUGGCAUUCUCCGUAUAUAUAUAUAUUUGCUCGAUUCAUUUUCUAUCUGUUACUUGAUACUGAAGUUACGGAGCGAGUUCAUGUUUACUGCAGGACACUGUCAAGAGCUCAGGUCUCAGAUACUCAAAGUAUCUCCACACAUCCCAUCAAACCCUGUCCCAUACUAGACUGCCUCCAUCAGAACAGGCAGACUUCCAUUUUUCCCGUGGUUAAACCUUUUUUUUCUUUUCUUUUUUUUUUUUCUGGAGAUUUACAAGUCUAUAUUUAGAAAACGCUAUGUUUGUUUGUAACAGAAUAAAGGAAAUUAUAAAUGAUGGAAAGCAAACUA